AAUAAUAUCAAAACACUGUAAUCGCGUAUGUUCGUGGUGCGGUCGGUGAUUUUUUUUUCUCUCAUUAUUAUCGCAACAACAACACGGUCGAACAAUAACAAAUCGCGAAAAUACAUGUUAUAUUGUGUGCGCCCGUGAGACGUGAGUCACGUCCAUUCGCAAGUGUCUACUGUUCGUGCGUGUGUGUGGAUGUGCCACCAAUCGAUUGAAAACGCAACGUCUGUGCCGGAAUUUUGAUAUUUUCAUCGAUUGCCAACAAGUGAUUUUUGGGAAAAUAUUCGACCGCCACUUCAAGGUCGUCGACAAUGGGAUUUUCGCACGACAUUCUGUAAAUGGUGUCAAUCUUACAAUGACCGUGGCAAAAUGGAUAUUGCGGACAUUAAGGUUAGGGUCCUUUACGAUUUUGAGUACAAGACUAGAGAAAAUAAGUGUGUUUCCAUUAAAGAAGGAGAAAAAUUACUGUUACUAAAAAAAACCAAUGAUGAUUGGUGGCAAGUUAUACGUAGCUCGGGACGACCGUUCUAUGUUCCGGCUACGUUCGUUAAAGAAAUACCACGUGCACCUAGUCGGCCUAGUUUGGCCAAGAGCGAGGAGAAGAGCAAAUUUGAAAAACCUCAAGUACUGAAACGGACAAUUUUUGAAAAGCCUUCAACUCCUUCCUACGAAAACAUUCCAAUAGAAAACACAACUGUAGUCAAUGUCAACGAGCCUGUGGAAUAUGAAAAUCUUGUUGAUGACGUGAUUAGCAAUAUUAAACGUGUAGAUAUUCAAAAUGAAAAUAAUAUACUAUCUCCGGUUUUAAGUAAAAAGAACAAAACAGUUGUUACACUUAACCAAGAAAAUUCUGGCUAUUGUCAAGUAAAUAUUAAAAAAUGUGAUACUAAACAGCAGCUUUCUUUACAACUGUCUAGCUCGUUAGAGGAACUUGCCCAAGAAAUUGAAUUGAAGUCAAUGCCUCUAAAUAAAAAUACAUUGGGUCAAGAUUCAUUAAAUGCUGAUAAUUAUUCUAAGGUACACAAUUUACUUGAAAACAUUCGCAAGCCGUCCACUGUAUCUACUAAGAAUUUGACUGAUAUUGAAAAACCUGACCCCGGCAAUCAUGAUCUGUUAGCCAAAAAUAAACUUUGCUAUACUGGCAGCUUUAAAACGAAACAUGAACGUGAUAAAUGGGCCAAAAACAUCAUGACCAAUGGUAACAAUAUUGAUGAAAGUAAACCAGACGACGAAGAAUCAAUGACAAUGAUGAGUGAUUCUAUUAUGUCAAAGUCAACAUCGACACAUGAUGCUCAUAGCACUAGUGCAGAUCUCACUGGUGGAUCAACAGACAGUCUUUUAGAUGGUGAUUCGCUGGGUGUAACCGACAGUGAUCAAGAUUCAUUACGGAUACAUGGGUCCAAGAAACGAACUUCGUUGGCUAGAAAUCGUAGAGUCGACUCCUAUGCGAAACGUUACCCGGUGCGAAACAUUUCUCCGCCCGUGCCCGACGCCAACGCCGUGCACGGUCAGGGUGAGCACAUGUUUGGCUCCUGGUACAAGUAUUCCACCGACGACAGCAAUCGACCAUUCUACUACAACGCCAAGACCUGCGAACGCACUUGGUCGUCGCCCAAACGACGUUGCGUCGUCGACGAGGACAAGGGAAGCAUCAGCCGCCACAGUAGCGUGGGCGUCAUUAAUUCAGGCAGUCAGAGUUCUUCGCCACUGGCCGAACUCAACGAAGAGUACGAACCCAACGACAGCAACUUCACGCCCGCGCCUAAAGAGAAGAAACCCAUCGGCGACACGCCAGCCGGAUGGAUAAUGCAAGCCGACCCAUCGUCUGGACUGCCGUGCUUCGUUAAUCGGUCGACCGGAGCUAAGUGGUUCACAUCGAAAGACUUUGAAGGCAGGUCGUAUUACUUCGAAGAGAAUAGCAAUGAGUCCUCGUGGAAUUUGCCCGAAGCUGGUGGUGGUGGCGGCGGUGACAAUAGUAGUGCGACCACCAAUGACCAAAGUCCUACUACACCUACAGCUAAAGCGGACUUGGAGGACUCGUCGUCGUCAUUACGGUCAAACAAAAGCAGUCACGAAAAAAAAGAUGACGAAUCGAAAAGUCCCACAUCAACGCCUCAUGCCAACGUCUCUCGAAAUUGGCCUCAACUCUGGGGCGGCCAUAUGUGCGUUCUAAAAGAAGGCCCAUUGAAUCGAACAAAAAUGACUGAAAACGGCAAACGCCUCAGAAAAAAUUGGACAACAUCACAUGUUAUACUUACCGAACUAUUUUUGUUGUUUUUCAAAGAUGCCAAAUCGUUUUUAGCGAUGAAAAAUGGCAACGGAAGACCGGAACUCUCCGUUGAUCUAAAUGGUGCUUUAGUUUACCCAGCUGACAAGGUAUCCAGUCGCAAAAAUGUGUAUGUUAUCAGCACAGUACUCGGGACACAAGUGUUGUUUCAGGACGAAUGCAACGUUCAAGCUCAAUCUUGGGUCAGCGCUAUACAAGCAGCCAUAUCGAAUCUACCGAGUAGUUUUGACACAUAUCCACGGAUGCCCAACGCUCGAUCCAAAGACUCACCGGAUACUGAAAAGGGCAAUACCAAACUCAGUAGAAAUAAAUCCCUAAAAUUGAAACUCAAGGAUGGAGGAAGCAUUGAAGACCUAACAUCAAACAAUAUGGAACGUCAAACUAAAAUAAAAGCUCGUUUACGCAAAUUUUUCCAUCGACGGCCUACAAUGGAGUCUUUGGUUAAAAAAGGAAUAUGGAAAGAUGAGGCUGCUUUCGGGUGUUUUUUAGAACAAGUAGUCGGUACCGAACAUCCCCGUGUUCCAGCUUUUGUGCAGCGAUGUAUAACUGUUAUUGAAAGUAGCGAAGAAAACUUGAAGACUGACGGAUUGUACCGUGCAUCGGGUAACCUGUCACAAGUACAAAAGAUACGACUACAAGUUGAUCAAAAUAAUUUGUCGGUCAUUGACCAAGAAGAGGAUGUACACGUACUAACGGGUGCUCUAAAAUUAUUCUUCAGAGAACUCAAAGAACCAUUAAUACCUUAUCACUCUUUCCGUAAAGCAAUUUCUGCUGGAAUAAGUCAUAGUCGGAAAGACAAGUUGUUGCAUUUUCGUGACAUAACAAAAUCGUUACCAGCACCAAACUAUGAUACCCUAAAAUUCCUAUUAAAACACUUAUUGAAGGUGACCAGUUACAAAGAGUUUAAUCGCAUGCAAAUACCGAAUUUAGCUAUUGUUUUCGGGCCAACUCUCAUGUGGCCAGAAACAGAGUCUACCAACAUGGCCAUCGACUUGAUGCAACAAAACAUGGUGAUCGAGGCACUGUUGGUUGAUUUUGAUAACAUUUUUAGAUGAAAAUAGGAAUCCAUACAUUUAGUUUAUAAUAGUGUUCUGUUAGUGAAACCAUACAUUCCAAAAAAUUUACUCUCAUGUUAAUUUUAAAAUUUUCUUAUUAAUACCUAAGACUGACAAAUAUAAUUGACAUUUAGUGCAGGAUAAUAAUUGUUGGAUAUUAAUAAUACUUUAUUUUUUUAGAAAGUUAUUAAAGAAGUUAACCAGUUUUUAAUUAUAUACAUUUACCGCUUACAUAUUAUUAUGACAUACUACUAUUAUGGGCGAGGUAUUAUGUAUGUAUUUUUAACUAAGAAUCACGUACCUAUGACAGAGUAAUUUUAUUAUUAUUAUUACGUAUUUUAUUUGUGUAUAGUUACAUUCAAAUUGUAACACUGAUACAAUUACAAUAUUUAUUUUCAUUCUCACCAUUUUUAUCCUAUUAGUUGUUUUUUUUUUUUUAAUGUAAUUACCCAUAGAUAAGAUUAUUUUUGUUACUGUUUCUUUUUGAUUUAGUUUUAUUUUAGAUAUUAUUCUUAUUAGAAAUUUAUUUUUCUGUGAAUAUUUUAUAUAUAAAUGGUUAUUUUUGACUUAAAUAUGCACAUAUUAUCAGCGAUUUUUAAUCGCAUCAAAU
Adelges cooleyi (spruce gall adelgid) is the source of this 3946-nucleotide messenger RNA. Its product is annotated as rho GTPase-activating protein 12-like. Bases 364 to 3336 code for a protein of 990 amino acids. NCBI's taxonomy places the organism in Eukaryota, Metazoa, Arthropoda, Insecta, Hemiptera, Adelgidae. The record is from RefSeq and is a predicted model, not a curated record. Gene Ontology annotation, cellular component: cytoplasm. Gene Ontology annotation, biological process: regulation of GTPase activity; signal transduction. Gene Ontology annotation, molecular function: protein binding. The transcript is spliced from 13 exons.